AAUAAUAUUGUUAACCACUGGCAGGGUGUGGUUCGGAUACAGGUGCAAGCUUCUUCAAAGCUCCAAUUCGGUACACGAACUGCUCAAGAGUGUCGGUCAGCAGGCGAGCAGCAAGAGGAAUGAUGUCGUGAAUCGUAUUUUCUUGCUUAUUUGCGUAUCAAGAGGAAGGAAACGCAGAAACCGGUCUGGUAUGGCUCGUUCAGAUUCGCAGCGCACGGUCGGACCCUUGGGCAUCCGGGAAUGGCCGUACACGACGGCCUCGGAGGUGGGCCUGAUCGAUACGCAUUGUCACCUGGACUUCGUCUUCACCAAAAUGGGCCACACGAAGUCGUUCACGCACUUCCGUCUCGCUCGCCGUGACACGUUCCCCUACUGUUACGAAGGGUGCGUAGCAAACUUUUGCGAGCCAGAAACGUUCGAGCAGCGCGACAACUGGAAGCGCUUGCUUUCGGACGAAAGUGUGUGGGGCGCCUUCGGGUGCCACCCUCGCAGGGCGCGCGAUUACACCGACGAGGUGGAGAAGCACCUCGUACGUGCCCUCGACCACCGCAGCGUGGUAGCCCUCGGCGAGAUCGGGCUCGACUACUCCAUCUUGUCCGGAGACGACCGGGAGAUGCUGAAGGAGACGCAGCAGACAGUGUUUCGCCGGCAGCUCGCGGUGGCCAGGCGUCGACGCCUUCCCCUGGUGAUUCACUCCCGGGACGCGACUUCGGACACGAUCCGUAUCCUCAAGGAGAUGGUCCCAGCCGACUACCCGAUGCACCGGCACUGCUUUACGCGCGACUGGGAGGAGGCGAAGUGCUGGCUAGACACCUUUCCGCGGCUGUGCCUGGGCAUCACGCCGUUGCUCGGUUUCUCGGGCGUCGAACCGCUGGUCGAGGCCGCGCAACGGAUUCCGCUGGACCGUCUCCUACUCGAGACGGACGCGCCGUUCUUCCUGCCCAAGCGGGAAGGGCAGAGGCUCACCUGCUCGCACCCGGGAAUGGUGAUUCACGUCGCGACUAAGCUGUCGGCCAUCCGCGACAUCUCUGUCGACGACGUGAUCAGCGCGGUACGGGAGAACACGCGGCGCAUCUACGGCAUCUGACGUGCAAAACUGUGACUGCGACUUUGGCCCGUCGUCUCGUCGUUCCCCGCUCUGCAGGACUACCGCUACAGACCUUACCAGGUGUUGUUCGGUGCCUGUGUGUGUUGUGGCAGUGCCAUGAUGCGUUUGGCGCCUGGUAGAGCCGAGAAUGACAGCGGUGCAACGGGAAAGGUGCGGCAUAGCGUAGAGACGGUCACCGAGUGGCGUCAAGAACUGAAGUAACCUAAAACACGGUGUGUGGUUCUUUAAGUGCUCAGCAGCUUUGGCCACUACAGGCCACUUCACUACGGUCGUUCUCCGCAAAGACACUCGCGGUCGUGACCGAUUUUCCUGACACAGUUUGUAUCACACUGAAGAUAGUUUAUUCUCAGGACGUGGGUCAUUAAACCGAAACGAGUUUUGUUUUAUUGGCACUUUGUUGUCAGGUCAUUUGAUUGCAAUAGCUCGAAACGGUCGAAGCUGAGUUGCUGACAACCAUGUAGCCGACAUGAGCAUUCGGUGC
Molecule: messenger RNA, 1589 nt
Organism: Dermacentor silvarum
Lineage: Eukaryota; Metazoa; Arthropoda; Arachnida; Ixodida; Ixodidae
Product: putative deoxyribonuclease TATDN2
Exons: 2
Coding region: 191-1087 (298 amino acids)
Molecular function (GO): hydrolase activity, acting on ester bonds
Source: RefSeq, a predicted model, not a curated record